Messenger RNA from Homarus americanus (American lobster), 1716 nucleotides. RefSeq lists its product as uncharacterized. Gene Ontology annotation, cellular component: membrane. NCBI's taxonomy places the organism in Eukaryota, Metazoa, Arthropoda, Malacostraca, Decapoda, Nephropidae. Bases 127 to 1716 code for a protein of 529 amino acids. Gene Ontology annotation, molecular function: sulfotransferase activity. The transcript has 7 exons. Gene Ontology annotation, biological process: carbohydrate biosynthetic process. The record is from RefSeq and is a predicted model, not a curated record.
UUGCAGGUGUAAGAAGAGAGAAUAUUUUUCUCAAGUCACUGGUCAGUCAACAGUGACUUCUUGGCGGUGGCAGAGGAGGGUGGUGCUUGCAGGCAAGAGUAGUAAAGGUGUGCGACUGUGACCAACAUGAGGAGAAGACAGGUGGUCAUCGUACCUGGUCUACUCCUCGUUAUCGCCCUCUACCUGUCGUUCCUCAGCAUCCAUAAAUAUAACCAGAGUGAGGUCCUCAGUCUAGCCACGAUCCUCACUGAGCCGCAGCCCCUGACGCUAGUAAAUUCUACACAAGAGAAGGUCAAGUCUGCCGUUGUGCUGAGCCCCAAGACGCCACAUACACCUGUUGUCUCGUCUCCAGCUUCUGUAGACGAUGAAGUUAUGACCAUGAAGAUAUCUAGUCGAAAUGAGACGAAAGAGAUGAAUUUCGUCCCUAGAAACAAGACGAGAAGUGAUAAGAUGUCUAAAAGGAAGAAGAAGGGGAAGAAGAGGGGGAAGAAGAAGAAGUGGCCGAUGAGUCUGGAGCCGUCUAGUGCAGCGAUCCUCAGAAGUCUUAAUUACUUCAAGUUCCUCCCUCAGGAUCGCCAGUUCGUGAAGGAGAGGGUGAGGGUAAUGGUUGAGAGAGCAAGUCGUGUGGGAGAGGUGUGUAGGUCCUCACUCAGCCACCAAGACACCAUCAACACACACUGGAUUUGGCAGAGGAACCACACUCCGAGCGUCAUCUGGUGUAAUGAGCCUGAAGAAGUAGCUCCCCUUCACACGCCCUCAGGGAAGAAACACCACAGAGCCCCUUCUUCUGCCCCGGAGAAGGCUGACGUGUUCCAGCACAGCCUCAGAGUCAUCGUUGUCAACCAUCCAUUCGUCAAGCUCUUGUCACUAUACCGGGAUAAGAUCGGUACGGAGGAACCAGUCGAACCCAAAUACCGAAACCUAAGGGAAAGAAUCAUGUCUUCAGUGUAUCAGUCCUCCUCUUCUUCCUGGUCGUCACCCUCCUCCCUCUCCUCCUUCCCUACCUUCCCAGAGUUCGUGCAGUACGUCAUCGACUCCAUCAACAACGUCACCUCCGUCAAGGAAUGGAGACAGAGUGUGAAGUGUUUGAUGCCAUACUGGGCUGAGUGUGGAGUGUGUGCCAACGACUUCAACAUCAUUAUCAAAGCAGAGACGAUGACGGAGGAUGAGCAAUUCUUCCUGACUGUAGCUGACCUCGGACAUUCCAAUAUGGAGGUGGUCAAGCAACAAGAAGAGGUCAAGGUGCAGCAACAGGAGGUGGUCGAGGGGCAACAGGAGGUGUCGAGGGGCAGCAACAGGAGGUGGUCGAGGGGCAGGAACAGGAGGUGGUCGAGGGGCAGCAACAGGAGGUGGUCAGGGCAGCAACAGGAGGUGGUCGAGGGGCAGCAACAGGAGGUCGAGGGGCAGCAACAGGAGGUGGUCGAGGGGCAGCAACAGGAGGUGGUCGAGGGGCAGCAACAGGAGGUGGUCGAGGGGCAGCAACAGGAGGUGGUCAAGGGGCAGCAACAGGAGGUGGUCGAGGGACAGCAACAGAAGGAGUCAUCAGCAGCAGCAGCAGCAGUCAAGAGGAAGGAGUCACCGUGGGAGGAAGUUACGAGGUACUACAGCCAGCUGACCCGCCACCAGAUGACAGAGCUCCACCAGCGGUAUAAGCUCGAUUUUGAUCUCUUUGGUUAUGAGAUUGAUGCUUAUCUCGCCUGGCCAGAGAUGGACUGA